AUGGUGGGUGAAAGUAGUAUAAAAAAGCAGAAGAAAAAGAGACCUCAUUCAGAAAGUCAGGAAAAUAAAAAUAAACAGAAAGACGAAUCCGUAUGUACAGAGGAAUCAGAAAGGGUAACCGAACACAAUGAAAACCCCUCUCAUUCUUCUCUGAGGAGACUCUCUGAGUCCGAUUCUGAUAAUGCAAAUGAACCCAAGAAAAAGAAAAAGAAGAAGAAGAAAACAGAAUUUUCUUCAGCUCAGCCUAACAAUAAAAACAAAUCUAUCAGACAGGCUAAGAGAGAAAAGUUUGCACAACGUCAAGCCGAAAAUGUAGCUGCAGCCAAGCAACAGACAAAAUCAGAAUGUCUGAAUUAUCUUUCUCAGUGGAAACACAAUAAACACAAUUGGAAGUUUAUGAAAGCAAAACAAGUAUGGUUAUACAAGAAUAAAUUUUCUGAAAGCUUAAUACCAAAGGAGUCAUGGAGUCUACUUUUGGAAUAUUUUGAAUCUGCGAAAGGCAAUAUCCGUACUAUGUUGUUGGAUGAUGCAAAUAAAAUUAUUAAACAAAUGGAUGACUGGACUGAAUCACAAAAAUGUGAAGACGCAAAUUCAGAAAAUGAAGACAAUGAAAAUGAAAUAAAAAAACCAGAUGAAGCAAUUUAUAAAAGAGCUAGGGAGUUAUUACAGUUUUUACAAGAAUAA
Chilo suppressalis (striped riceborer) is the source of this 684-nucleotide messenger RNA. Lineage: Eukaryota; Metazoa; Arthropoda; Insecta; Lepidoptera; Crambidae. The record is from the annotation of a GenBank genome assembly.